UCUAUUUUGAUUUAUUUUGCAGGUUUAAAGUCGACCAUCAUGAUGAUAACUUUGUUGGACCUUUUUAUUGCAAUAUUGUCACUGGCAAUUAGUUGUAAUGGAGAAAAUUGUCUAUCAGGAAGAUAUCACAAGUUAUCCUCUGGUCCUGAGCCAGGCAUGGAGGAAUGCAGGCGGUUUUCCCAUUCUUCCUGCUGUUUUUCUAACUACACUGAAGAGCUUGCUGUGUCCCCAAUGUCGAAGAUAGAUAAUACAUAUUGGGACCGAUGUGGCCAACUUAGUCCAAGGUGUGAAGAGUACGUGAAAAAAAUAGACUGUUUCUUCCAUUGCUCCCCCCUUGCUUUCAACUGGGCCAAUCCCAAUAACUCGUAUUCAAUUCAUAAUGUCCCAAUUUGCAACAGCUUUUGCAAUGAUUGGUUUGCAGCUUGUAUGAAUGAUCGGACAUGUGUGAGAAAUUGGAUUUCCGAUUGGGAAUGGGAUCAACAUGGAAAUAAUUGCAGAAAUGAAUGCAUUCCCUAUCAGCAGAUGUAUAGGAAUGGAAAGGACCUUUGUGAAAGCAUGUGGGGAAUGUCAUUUAAAGUACCCUCAUGCCCUUGCCAUUGUCUGAUGUUGGACGAUGAUGAUGGCAAUGUAGUCCAACAUCUACAGUCUCAUAAUAGUGGAACAUCAAACCCAGAGGAACCCUACUGUCAGCGGAGGAAGAAUCAACAACGUGAAGUCAAGUGAAAGAAACGAGCAACAACAAAUAAGCAUCGUAGAAUGGAAGACAUUUCUGCCAGUAAGCGACUUGAAGAAACAGGCAUAAUGCUUUGAAAAGACCUCAAUGUAAUAAUUUUUUUCUGUCAAAUAAAGGAAGUCAAGAUUAAUCUUUA
Molecule: messenger RNA, 869 nt
Organism: Leucoraja erinaceus (little skate)
Lineage: Eukaryota; Metazoa; Chordata; Chondrichthyes; Rajiformes; Rajidae
Product: riboflavin-binding protein-like
Exons: 6
Coding region: 40-723 (227 amino acids)
Cellular component (GO): external side of plasma membrane
Molecular function (GO): riboflavin transmembrane transporter activity; riboflavin binding; signaling receptor activity
Source: RefSeq, a predicted model, not a curated record